AUGUAUUGCGUCAGGAAAAAUAUAAGGGCUCUUGAUUACUGGGAUGGAGAUGGCCCCAUAGUGGUCGGAGUGGUAGGCAUAGCCGGUAAAGGUGGUGAUGCCGUAUUAGGUGCAGAAGGCAUGGAUGGAAAUGGUGGUAAUGUGGCCUUUGGCAGAGGGGCAGCAGGAAGUGGCCCCAAAGUUGUGGGCUUUGGUAGAACUGGUGCAGCAGGCAUUGCUGGCAGAGGACUGACAGUUGGAAGUGGCAGCAAUGUUGCUGGCUGUGGGGGCAGGUUGGUUGCAGUUGGCAAUGCGGGCAAGGAGUUAGAUGGCAAUGGUGGUAGUGCUGCUUGUGUUGGGUUCAACAUUGUUGGCAUCGGUGGGAUGCUGGGGUUUGGUAGUGGGGGAAACCCUGUUUUCGGCAUGGUUGGGAGUGCUGGCAUCGGAGGGAUGCUUGGGUUUGGCAACGGUUGGAUGGGAGGAAGUGCUUGUAAAAGAUGUCGGGCUGCAAAGCUCAUUUGA
Messenger RNA from Beta vulgaris subsp. vulgaris (sugar beet), 501 nucleotides. RefSeq lists its product as uncharacterized. Lineage: Eukaryota; Viridiplantae; Streptophyta; Magnoliopsida; Caryophyllales; Amaranthaceae. The transcript has a single exon. The record is from RefSeq and is a predicted model, not a curated record. Bases 1 to 501 code for a protein of 166 amino acids.